Messenger RNA from Penicillium soppii, 1098 nucleotides. RefSeq lists its product as uncharacterized. Bases 1 to 1098 code for a protein of 365 amino acids. The transcript has 5 exons. Gene Ontology annotation, molecular function: transaldolase activity. Gene Ontology annotation, biological process: pentose-phosphate shunt, non-oxidative branch; carbohydrate metabolic process. Gene Ontology annotation, cellular component: intracellular anatomical structure. The record is from RefSeq and is a predicted model, not a curated record. Lineage: Eukaryota; Fungi; Ascomycota; Eurotiomycetes; Eurotiales; Aspergillaceae.
AUGGGUAGUUCCGGUACCCAGACAUGGCUCGACAAGCUCUCUGAGCAAUUGAACAUCGAUGUAGACUGGAUGGACCCAGCAUACACUCUGAGCAUGCCCAUUGUCCCCCAUGACAUGACAAGCAACCAGGGCUGGGUCCACGAGCAGAUGUGCAAUCCUGUCAAUGAGGAGCUCUUCAAGAGUGUUGUCAAAGAAUACAAAGACAAGGGCUGGCUGGCCAUCUACACGCGCAUGGCAGUCUUGAUGUCUAAGGCAAACAUCGACAACAUCCAAGGUCGGGUCUUGCUUCAGACCCUACCAUCCUACGCUUACAACCAUGAGAAGACCCUAGAGCACGCCCGUGCUUACGCUCGUGAGUUCGAGAGCGUGGGUAUCUCCAAGGAUCGUUUCUGCAUCAAGAUCCCUAGCACUGGUCCAGCACUGAGCACAUGCCCAAUUCUUCUUGAAGAGGGCAUUCGGACCCUGGGUACUACACUCUUCAGCGUGCACCAGGCCAUUGCAGCAAGCCAGGGAGGAUGCUUGUACGUCAGCCCAUACUACAAUGAGGUUCGAGCUCACGAUGAACGCGAAAUUUGGCCCAAGUCCGAGGACCCAGCGUUGCUGCAUCCAAUGUCGUCGCGUCUUAUUCAGAUUCUUGAAACAUAUAAGCGUCUUUACAAGGAGACCGGCAAAGAACAGCCUUUUCUCAAGAACGCUAGUUUCAUCUCCCCACAAGAGGCGAUGGCGGCGGGUGAGAUCGGAUGCCACUCGGCUACAAUCUCUCACAUGGUGCUCACAGAGCUCGCAAAUCUUCCAUACGACGGAUCCAAGCAGCCUGGUGAGGGUGUGCCCAAGCCAGCUCAUCCGUACUUGAACGCUUUGCCGACUCCAACCCGUCUCGCGAAGAUUGCGCAGCUCGAUGCUCUUGCAAAUGCGAGCUGGGAUGGUAAAUUGGCAAGCACAGAGAUAGAUUAUCUCGCAAAUAUGGGCGCUGAGCUGGAUAAGGCAAAUGAGGCGGAUGCAGUCACUAAGCAGCGACUUCGUGAAGCCCUUGCGUUGUUUGUUGCAGCAGAAAAGAGAAGCCAGGCAAAGAUUGAGGAGGCUAUGAAGCCGGUCUAG